UUGUUGCUACGGGUGACUGUGAGAGAUUACGUGCGCCAUGCUGCAUUUUGCGUAGAACGCCAACAUUUUGUUGCGUUUGAACUGUUCUCUAAGACAUUAGAAGUAACGUCGUUAAUGUAAUUAUUGAAACCGGUCGUCGUAUGUGUUUUGUCUUACGAAAACGCUCAUUUUCUUCGCAGCUAGUUGUGUCGUGCUAGCUUAGCGAGCAAAUAGCUGCUAAAAUUCCACGUCUGCGGCUUUGAAAAGAGAGGCAUAAAUGAGAACGUCGGACUCAGUUGCUAUUUUUAGAAAUUUGCUUUUGUGCAUAUUCCGCAGCUUUCUGUGGUCGUCUUUUCGAGUGAUUGGCGAACUGUCAGUGCCAGUACCGCCUUGCUCUUUUGCUAAAUAAGUUAAUAUUGGUUACGAUUUGCACCGACCAGCCGCGCUAUUAAUGAAUACUUAUAUCACUUGUACGUGCGUAUUACAUGUAUAUUACAUGUCCUGCGUUUGAAAUCCCAAUUAAAUACACGUCAGACAACACAAAUAUUAAACAACAAUCAGUACGGUGUAGUACAGUUGAACCACAGUACUAACCAUGUUGUUCAAUAAAUACUGGUCUGAAAUUAUUCAUCAUCAUUGAAUAUUAUUACCUAUACCGUGCACCUCUUGCAUUGGAUGUGAUAUUGUGCAAGGGGCUAUAAAGUUGUGGCUACUCAGUGGAGAGUUUUAUUUUUCACACUAGAUUUAAAGAGACCUUAAGGAUACCAUGUUCAUCUACCUCAGCAAGAAGAUUGCGAUCCCCAACGGUAUUCACUUGAAAUGUGUCUCUUGGAACAAAGAUCAGGGCUUCAUUGCCUGUGGAGGAGAUGACGGCCUCUUAAAAGUGCUCAAACUUGAAACUCAGACAGAUGACACCAAACUUAAAGGACUUGCCGCACCCAGUAACUUGUCAAUGAACCAGACAUUGGGGGGGCACAGCGGUGCCGUACAAGUAGUUACAUGGAACGAACAGUAUGAAAAACUAACAACCAGCGACCAGAAUGGACUCAUCAUUGUAUGGAUGCUCUACAAAGGUGCAUGGUAUGAAGAAAUGAUCAAUAAUCGGAAUAAGUCAGUGGUGAGGAGCAUGAGUUGGAAUGCCGAUGGUCAAAAGAUCUGCAUUGUGUAUGAAGAUGGGGCAGUCAUUGUUGGAUCUGUAGAUGGAAACCGGAUUUGGGGAAAGGAGCUGAAGGGAAAUCAGCUUGCACAUGUGGCAUGGUCUCCAGACAGCAAGGUCCUGCUCUUCGGCAUGGCCAACGGGGAAGUGCAAAUCUUUGAUAACCACGGCAAUUUCAUAAUGAAAUUGGCCAUCAGCUGCCUGACUAACGUAACAGGAGCCGUCAGGAUAGCAGGUAUCCACUGGUACACAGGAACAGGCGGCUACGUCGAACCCGACUGCCCGUGUCUCGCUAUCUGUUUUCAAAAUGGACGAUGUCAGAUUAUGCGCUAUGAGACUGAUGAAAACCCACUAUGUAUUGACACCAUGAUGAAUGUGGUCAGUAUUCAGUGGAACCAUUGUGGUAGUGUGCUGGCAGUGGCUGGUUCCCUCAGAGCUUUGAACUCAGACGUAGAAAUCAACGUGGUGCAGUUUUAUACACCUUUCGGAGAGCACCUGCGAACCUUGAAAGUGCCGGGGAAAGAAAUGACAGGAGUCGCCUGGGAAGGCGGAGGCCUGCGGAUCAGCCUGGCUGUCGAUUCCUACAUCUAUUUUGCUAAUAUCAGACCAGAUUACAAGUGGGGAUACUGUUGCAGCACAGUUGUGUAUGCCUUCACAAAGCCAGAGCGCCAAGAUUACUGCGUCAUCUUCUGGGACACCAAAAACAAUGAAAAGUUUGUUAAGUAUGUCAAGAGCCUAAUGUCCAUCACCACAUCAGGGGACUUCUGCACCCUGGCUAGCAAGGCCGAUGACACCCAACCGCAGGGAAACGCUGAGUCAGAGGCUGGGAGUCAUGCGAAGUACGUCCUGAUUCUGUGCAACUCAAUCGGGACUCCACUGGACUCCAAGUACAUCGACAUAUGUCCCUUGUUUGUCACCAUGACUAGGACACAUGUGAUAGCUGCAUCCAAAGAGGCUUUGUACUUGUGGCAGUACAGAGUGGCGAAUAAAUUGACUGCCUUGGAGAUCAACCAAGUAACCAGAACUAAGAAAGAGGGAAGGGAAAGGGUAUAUCACAUUGACAGCAGUCCGACUGGCGUCAAUGACAAUGGAGAAGACUUUGCCAAAGCUUUCACAGCAACAAGAGAUCCUAUCUGUUCUAUCACAGCAACAGAUAAUACACUGAUUGUGGGCCGCGAGUCGGGUAUAAUCCACAGAUAUAGCCUGCCAAAUGUCAUUCUCAUCCAGAAAUACCAGAUGAACCGAGCCCAUCAUCUCUCUUUAAACUGCAACUCCAGUCGGCUGGCCGUUAUCGACAUCUCAGGCGUGCUAACUUUGCUGGACGUGGAGGCUCACGCGCCGUCGGGUGAUGCCGCGGGCAGUCAGGUGUCAUUAGGCAGUCCAUCUAAACUUGAGCGCAAGGAUGUUUGGGACAUGAAGUGGGCAAAGGACAAUCCUGAUCUGUUUGCCAUGAUGGAAAAGACCAGGAUGUACGUCUUCAGGAACCUAGACCCGGAGGAACCCAUCCAAACAUCAGGAUAUAUCUGCAGCUUUGAGGACCUUGAAAUCAAAUCUGUCCUACUGGAUGAAAUCAUGAAGGACCCAGAGAAGCCGAAUAAAGACAACCUCAUCAACUUCGAAAUCCGUUCUUUGAGAGACAGCCGUGCUCUCAUUGAAAAGGUGGGAAUUGCAGAUGCUUCACAGUUCAUUGAGGAUAAUCCACACCCAAGACUCUGGCGUCUGCUCGCCGAGGCCGCCCUCCAACAGUUGGACUUGAAGACCGCUGAGCAGGCAUUUGUCCGCUGCAAAGACAACCAGGGCAUCGAGUUUGUCAAGCGCCUGGGGAACCUGCAGAGUGAGCCCAUGAAACAGGCAGAGGUGGCAGCUUACUUCAGUAGGUUUGAGGAAGCUGAGCGCAUGUAUUUGGACAUGGACCGCAGGGACCUCGCCAUUAGCCUUCGAAUGAAAUUGGGAGACUGGUUCCGGGUGCUCCAGCUGCUGAAAACUGGCUCUGGGGACUGUGAUGAUGCUCUCCUGGAGCAAGCCUACAAUGCAAUCGGAGACUACUUUGCUGACAGACAGAAGUGGGUCAACGCAGUGCAGUACUACCUUCAAGGUCGCCAUCAAGAGAAGUUGGCAGAAUGCUACUACAUGUUGGAGGACUACGACAACCUUGAGAAGCUGACCAAUUCACUCCCAGAAAAUCACAAACUUCUGCCAGAUAUUGGCCAGAUGUUUACAACCGUGGGCAUGUGCGAACAGGCCGUGAACGCCUACCUUAAAUGCAACCAGGCCAAAGCUGCCGUCGACUCCUGUGUCCAUCUGAACCAGUGGAACAAAGCAGUGGAACUCGCCAGAACCCACAACAUGAAGGAGAUUAAACCUCUUCUGUCCAAAUAUGCUUCACAUCUCCUUGAGAAGAACAAAAUACUGGAGGCGGUGGAAUUGUAUCAGAAGGCUCAUCAUUUUCUGGAUGCAGCCAAACUCAUGUUUAAGAUAGCAGAUGAGGAGGCCAAGAAAAGGGCUCGCCCGCUGCGGGUGAAGAAGCUGUAUGUAUUGGCUGCUCGGCUGGUAGAAAACCAUCACGAGCAGAAGAAGACGCUGCAACAGACUAAAGCGAAAGGGAAGAAGUCAGAGGCAACAUUUGCACUGGCUGGACUCCUCGAGGAAGACACGACCUCUUCGGGCAAUCGCAUUUUGGAGAACGCGUGGCGAGGAGCGGAGGCGUAUCACUUCUUCCUGCUCGCUCAAAGGCAUCUGUAUGAAGGCUACACGGAGAAUGCCAUGCACACAGCCCUCCAUCUCCGCGAAUAUGAAGACAUCAUUCCUGCGGUGGAGAUCUACUCUCUCCUUGCCGUCUGCUCGUCGGCCAGCCGGGCCUUCGGCACGUGCUCGCAGGCCUUCAUCAAGCUGGAGGCCCUGGAGAGCGUUGACCCCGAGCAGCGGUUGCUCUAUGAGGACUUGGCCUUGGAGAUCUUCACCAAGCACGCGCCAAAAGACAGCCGCGUGCUGCAGCUCAAUGCUGCAUCUGAAGGGACGGCAGAAAAGUUACCCACCUGCAUAGUGAGCGGUCUGCCAAUCCGCGACUACCACUUGUGGAUGUGCAAUGUUUGCAAGCACUGCGCUCAAAGCAAUGAGAUUAGCAAAUAUAACUACUGUCCACUUUGUCACAGUAGUGUGGGCUGAAGCGGACCAAAUAUUCACCCCGAUGAUGGCGCCCCCUGAGUGGCUGCCUCUCCAGCAGCUCAUAUCCCUGUUUGAGUUUCUUUUCGUCCUUUUACUUUAUUUAUUACUUCUUAUGUUUGUUGUUUUUUUUUUCUCUUUCUCCUUUCUUCUUUCUACAUACAUUCUUGCUGCUGGAGGCUGUAAAUUUCCCCAUUGUGGGACGAAUAAAGGAUAUCUUAAAUUAUAUUUUUGUAUUACAUGCAUUCACAUUUCCAGUGUGCAGGCAAAAGAGCAAAGAACUGUGUCACUCAGCAAAGAGUGAGUUGUAACAUAUUUUACAAGUCAUUGACAUCUAUAUUUCCUAAUGAGUAUGUUUGCAGGUAUAGUGUGUAAUUGAUAUUAAAAGGAAAAAUAUGAUGCAAGAGA
Molecule: messenger RNA, 4705 nt
Organism: Hippocampus zosterae (dwarf seahorse)
Lineage: Eukaryota; Metazoa; Chordata; Actinopteri; Syngnathiformes; Syngnathidae
Gene: wdr35
Product: WD repeat domain 35
Exons: 28
Coding region: 746-4300 (1184 amino acids)
Biological process (GO): intraciliary retrograde transport; protein localization to cilium; non-motile cilium assembly
Cellular component (GO): non-motile cilium; intraciliary transport particle A
Molecular function (GO): protein binding
Source: RefSeq, a predicted model, not a curated record